AUGGAUGCCCCACGAAUGCACCUGAAAAAGCUGAAGAAGAGGCGCUCGAGCCUGUUCGCCAGCGUGAAACUCAACACGAGCUUCUCUAUGAGUGCAGAGGAGGAAGUAAGUGCCUUUCCCUUUGCUCAGGAGAGCUCUGUCAAAGCAUGGACGUCUAUGGAUAAUCUGGACAGUCCUGCAACAAAACCAGAGAAACCGAAGUCCAAAGACUCAGGGAAGAAACCGGCUGAAAAAGCUCCAAAGCAACCUGUUAGACAAUCAUACACAAUCAAUGUCAAUGUUGGGGGAAAGAAAUUUAACAUUCCAAAGCAUCUUGCUAUGCGAUACCCCAAAAGCAGAAUUGGUGCCUUAGCUUUGUGUACAGACCCAGUGAAGCAGUUAACUUUUUGUGAUGAUUACUCUGUGGCCAGGAAUGAGUUCUUUUUCGACCGGGACCCCACUUUCUUCCAUUACAUUUUCCACUUCUACUGCAGCAGUUGUCUGUGGGUUAUGGAGAGUUUAUGUCCCAUAAACUUUGAGGAAGAGAUGGAGUUUUGGGGCUUGCGCUUGAAAGACUGCCCGCGCUGCUGCCGCAUCCUGUACGAAGAAAAAGUGGAUGACAUUCGUGAACAGUUAAAAGUCAACAAAGAGCUAAUGGCAGAAAUCCAAGCGCCACAUCACGAAGAGGAGAACUUUGAUGACAUGUGCUGUGGCUUCAUCAGAAAGAUACUGUGGGACCUGAUGGAGAACCCCUACUCCUCUUUGUCAGCCAAAGCUUUCGCUGUGUUCUCAAGUCUCUUAGUUAUCACCUCUAUCGGAGCGAUGACCCUCAACACUGUUGGUGAACUCAAAAAACACAAAGUCUAUGGCAGGACCUAUAUGGAGCAUGUGGAGGUCGUGUCCAUUGUCUUCUUCACCUUUGAGUACUUCCUUCGCCUGUUUACCACCCCUAACAUCAAACAGUUUGUAAAGAGUGCCCUUAACUUUGUGGACCUCGUGGCAGUCAUGCCUUACUUCCUUCAGCUGGUGUUCGAGGCUUUUGCGAACCCCGAGGACCUCAACCGCCAGGACGACCUCAAGACCAUGGCCAGAGUCAGCAAAGUCAGCAAGGUGCUGAAGGUGGUCAAGCUCAUGCGCAUCUUCCGCAUCCUGAAACUGGCAAGGCACUCCACGGGCAUGCGGGCGUUUGGGUUCACCAUCCGCCAGUGUUUUGAGCAGUGCUGCUGCCUCUUCCUGUUUAUCGCCAUGGGUAUCUUCACGUUCUCCGCCCUGAUGCACUCUGUGGAGACUGAUGUGGUGGGCACGCCCUUCAGCAGUAUACCUGAUGCAUGGUGGUGGGCUGCGGUCAGUAUAUCCACUGUGGGGUAUGGAGAUGUGGUGCCCAUCUCCUACUUGGGGCGGAUAGUGGCAUUUGGCUGCAUCUCCUUUGGCAUCAUAUUGAAUGGCAUGCCCAUCUCCAUUCUCUUCAACAAGUUCUCAGACUACUAUGCCAAGCUGAAAGCGCAGGAGUGCACCUAUGUCAAUGUGCAGCGUGGCCUGCAGCUGAAGGCUCGCCUACGUCGCCGGUUUCACAACUGCUGUGAGCCUCCCGGGGACGAAUCAGAUGAGGAUGCCACACGCAAUGCUGCAAACCAUGAGCACUGA
This is a messenger RNA of Sardina pilchardus (European sardine), 1623 nucleotides long. Its product is annotated as potassium voltage-gated channel subfamily V member 2. Gene Ontology annotation, biological process: protein homooligomerization; potassium ion transmembrane transport. The record is from RefSeq and is a predicted model, not a curated record. Gene Ontology annotation, cellular component: voltage-gated potassium channel complex; membrane. NCBI's taxonomy places the organism in Eukaryota, Metazoa, Chordata, Actinopteri, Clupeiformes, Clupeidae. Gene Ontology annotation, molecular function: delayed rectifier potassium channel activity. The transcript is spliced from 2 exons. Bases 1 to 1623 code for a protein of 540 amino acids.